CUCGCUUAUUUAAAUGCGCAGUGCAGAAACUGUAGUAUACGACGGGGUAUGCUGUGCAACGUAUUGUCAGGAGUUCUUGUUGGGGGGUGGACCUAUAAGUUCUAGUGUUGCAAGUGCCUGGAAGAGCGCGAGCUCAAAAGCUCAGCCCCUCAUUGGAGGCGGUGACAAGGCCGCAUUUUAAUGAGCCAGCGGGCCAAUGGGAAUCGCCACUACAGCGUAGUGGAGCGAGAGAGCAGCCGCAGCCCGGCCCAGCCAAGCGCAGCGCAGCCCCAGACGCCCCCCGGCCCGCUGUCUCCUGUCUCCGGCGCACAGGGAGGAGACGCACAAAGAGAGGCCUGGGUGCCUGCGGAAAGCAGAAGACACACCAGUGAAGAGGCUCCUCUGGAUCACACCGCAACACACGCCUCCUGCAGUGUCAUCGUUGAGGUGAGAGAUGGAGCUGGAGCAUUUUGAUGAGAGGGACAAAGCGCAGAGGUACAACCGAGGGGGUUCACGGGCCAAUGGGCUGCCCAGUCCCACGCACAGCGCCCAUUGCAGUCUCUACCGGACACGCACCCUACAAGCGCUCAGCUCCGAGAAGAAGGCCAAAAAAGUCCGCUUCUACCGCAAUGGAGACCGCUACUUCAAAGGAAUAGUAUACGCCAUCUCAUCGGAACGCUUCCGGUCGUUUGAGGCUCUUCUGGCUGACCUCACCCGCGCCCUGUCUGAUAACGUCAAUUUGCCACAGGGGGUCCGCACCAUCUAUUCGAUUGAUGGCACCAAGAUCACCAGCAUGGAUCAGCUGGUAGAAGGUGAGAGCUAUGUUUGUGGGUCUAUAGAGCCCUACAAGAAGCUGGACUACACAAAGAAUGUCAACCCAAACUGGUCAGUCAACGUGAAGACCUCCACGUCCAGCCGAACCCCGACUUCUCUGGCCAGCGCCAAGACCGGAUCCUCGGAGACCCGGGAGAGCAAGGACUUCAUCAGGCCCAAGCUGGUAACGAUCAUCCGCAGCGGGGUCAAACCACGCAAGGCUGUGCGUAUCCUGCUCAACAAGAAGACUGCCCACUCCUUCGAACAGGUGCUCAGUGAUAUCACCGAUGCCAUCAAGCUGGAUUCUGGCGUCGUCAAGAGGCUCUACACCGUGGAUGGCAAACAGGUGACAUGCCUGCAGGAUUUCUUCAACGACGAUGAUAUCUUCAUUGCUUGUGGCCCAGAGAAGUUCCGCUACCAGGAUGACUUCUUGCUCGAUGAAAGUGAGUGCAGGAUGGUCAAGUCCACCUCCUACGGCCGGAUUUCCUCCAUGCAAGGGCGAAGCUCGCCCAGGGGGGCGGGACCGUCCCGAAGGAGCAAGUCCCCUGCCUCCACCGGCUCCGCUAAUGGGACACCAGGCAGCCAGCUGUCUACCCCCCGGUCAGGGAAGUCUCCGAGCCCUUCCCCCACCAGCCCGGGGAGUGCAAGAAGACGUCGGGGGUCCCAGCACAGUGGCUCCUCACUCUCUCUGGCCUCCACCAAGGUGUGCAGCUCAAUGGACGAGGGCGACGGUCCUGGCAGCGAAGCAGAAAUCAUGGACGAGUACCCUCAGGUGCCUGCCUAUAUCGCCGAGCGCUACAAGGUGGGCAGGACCAUCGGCGAUGGAAACUUUGCCGUAGUGCGCGAGUGUGUGGAGCGCUCGACGGGCAGGGAGUACGCCCUGAAGAUCAUCAACAAAGGAAAGUGCCGUGGGAAGGAGCAAAUGAUCCAGAAUGAGGUGUCCAUUCUCCGAAGGGUGAAGCACCCCAACAUUGUUCUGUUGAUUGAGGAGAUGGACACAUACAGUGAGCUGUACCUGGUCAUGGAGCUUGUCAAGGGGGGUGACCUUUUCGAUGCCAUCACUUCCACGAACAAGUACACGGAACGAGACGCCAGUGGCAUGCUGUACAACCUGGCCAGCGCUAUCAAAUACCUGCACAGCCUCAACAUUGUCCACUGCGACAUCAAGCCGGAAAACUUGUUGGUGUAUGAGCACCAGGAUGGCAGUAAAUCUCUGAAGCUGGGCGAUUUCGGUCUGGCUACGGUGGUGGAUGGCCCCUUGUACACCGUGUGUGGCACCCCAACUUAUGUGGCCCCAGAGAUCAUAGCUGAGACUGGGUAUGGUCUCAAGGUUGACAUCUGGGCAGCUGGAGUUAUCACCUACAUUCUACUUUGUGGCUUCCCCCCUUUCCGUGGGACCAGUGAUGAUCAAGAAGCUCUCUUUGACCAGAUCUUAAUGGGACAGCUAGAUUUUCCAUCCCCAUACUGGGACAGCGUUUCAGAUUCUGCAAAGGAGCUCAUCACCUGUAUGCUACAGGUGGAGGUGGACCAACGGUAUACAGCCCCGCAGGUGCUAGAUCAUCCCUGGGUCAAUGAUGAUGGCAUGUCAGAGAAUGAGCAUCAGCUCUCUGUAGCUGGAAAGAUCAAGAAGCACUUCAACACGGGACCGAAGCCCCACAGCACAGCGGCCGGAGUGUCCGUCAUAACAACCACCGCUCUUGAUAAGGAGAGGCAGGUUUUCAGACGAAGACGCCACCAGGAUGUGAGGCCAAUGCCACAUGCACCACAAAGCAGCCUCCAUGUUGCCUCCCCCUGCCCUGCCCCCGCUGACUUUACCUCCGAGUCUGAGGACUACUCCCCCAGCUCCGCAGAGACGGUCCGCUCACCCAAUUCACCUUUCUAGCCGCCCUUCUCCGCAACGAGGGGGUGGGGCCGGGCCGGGCCGGGCCGGGCCGGGCCAGGACAAGACAGGAGGCAAGGAGCAAAGGGAUUUCGGGAAGUACACCAAGAACCAACACUGUAUUUCAAGCACAGGGGAACACGUGAUCCGGUCUGUGUGACAAAUGCUUCCCAGUUACGGUGGAAUUUUGUCAAAUGCCAGUUAUUUGGUUAUGUAUUUAUUUGUGUAUUCAUACAUUUUUACACUGGUGCAAAUGAGGAGAUGAACGUUUACCUUUGGUCUUGACAGUUCUGAAAUUAAUGGAUGCUCAAGGCAACAUGUUGCUGGCAGCACAGGUACUCUCUUGUUUCCACACGUAGUCAGUUUUUCAUGUGCCAUGCUGCAGCCGCAAAGCUUGUAUGUCCUGGAACUGACAUUGUACGGACAGGCAGUAGGGCUCUCCUCUGCUUUCCUCUGCCUGUCUGCUGGGAAAGAGGGCAUGGAACUGAGCCCAGACGAAGAGUUUGUACGAGCUGCGCCCCGACUCGUAAGUUUUCUGGACCUGCAGACGAAAGCAGAAUGGCAUUUCGAUGCUGAAGUGCAGCCGUGAACAUACACGUCAGCAUUUCCCUAUAGUUAUUGCAGUGUCAAUUUACGUAAAGCAAUGUGGAGAAUGUUAAUGGUGAGUAGCAAUAGCUAUAUUCCUGUCACAGUAUUAUAUGAAUUCUCUACAUGGGGCAGCAGGUUAUGCGUGAACACGUUAACUUGUAACAUGAACAUGGCUGUUUCAAAAGUUUCUACCCCGCUACUGUUGCAGUACCUUUGAGCGCAGUACGUACCCUGAAUUUUUUCUGCAGUAAAAAUAAUUCACAUACUGUAAAUCACUUUUGAUGCUGUUAUUAUUAUUGUUAUAAUUAUUCUUACAAUUACAACUUCAGUGUUUCCCUCAAAAUUUUUGCUUUACUUCAUUUAUCAGCUUUCAGUAUAUUUUCCGGUUCGGCUCCCGACAACACUGUUUCCCAGUAUGUGGUUAACUUGUCACCCCCUUCAGUCCUUAAUAAAAGUAUAUAAAAAUGCUUAUUGAACUGUCAAGCAGCACAUACUUUUGAAUUUUCAUUUUUCUUGUCUGUAGGUGAAUUCCUUGAGCUGACCAAUCCUAGCCACUUGUUUUCAUUUUUGUGGCACAGUUAGAAACAGAUUUUGCUCAAAACACUAUAAUAUAAGCACACUAUGCAUAGUCAGAGCAAAUGCUAGAAUGCUUCCCCACCAAGUUGAAAAACUACAAAUGAAUAAAGAUCAACUGACCUGAUUAGCAGGAGAGUUGCAAAAAGGCUGUAAGACAACUGCCAAGUGUGUGUGUGUCCCCCAAAUAAUCUGUUAAUUUCUUUUCAUUCCUCAUCGGUACUUACCAAAUCAUGUGCAGAUGUUCUCGUAAAGUCAGUCUGCCUUGCAGCUCAUCUUGUAGCGCGAGUCUGACUGGGAUGGAAUCUGAAAACGUUACUUAACAUGAAUGAGCUUUAUGUUACAGUAAAUGGAGGCUGGAGAUAGAGGCACCUGUAUUCUGGGUCUUCACAGUGACAAGGACCAAUUUGUCUGGGGAUACACCACAGAGAUUAAUUUUAUGCAAAGUAUGGUGCACAUGUAGCAUUUUUAACUAUUGUAACAUUUUCUUCUCGUCUCUCGGACUCGUUGGAAUGCUGUCGUGUAAUUUAGGCUACUUGGUGCAAAAUGUCAAAGUGGACAUAAGGGUUAAAGCUCAACAAUUGUGUUUGAAGGUGAAUGUCUGUGUGUAUAUAAAUAUGAGCAGGAGAAUGUACUGUAAUUUAACAUGAGUCGUGUAUUGUUUUGGCCAAAAUUGUAGUUUCUGCCUCAAGAAAUGCUCUGGCUUUUUCUCUAGGAAAGUAAGACGCAUCUUGGAAAUGUAAAUUAUUACCGAUGAGACAUCCCAGUGAUUUUAAUGUGCUUUUUUUCCCUGGAAGAAAAUUCUCCUGUCUGCAAUAUUUUAUGCAUUCUGGAGGUGCUGCUCUGUUUGUUGCCGUCAGCCCGAGACCUCACUUUAGAGGAUUAUUGGGCUUCAUGAGUAUGAAGUCAUGAUGUAAUGUUGAGCUUCAUUUGUGCACAUCACCUUACUUUAUUGGAAACUACCUCUUUGAGUUUGUCAUUUGUUCCUUAUGUGACAAGCAGUAUAGUGGCUUUUCAGAAGCUAAACUUGAGAAUUUUGAUUUAGGGCUGGUUGUAAACUGAACCUCAUGUUUACACCGAGUUUCAGAAUGUUCGACAUGGCAACUUUGUCUGUAUUGUUCCUACUGUAUCUGUUAAAACCAUUUCGCUGUCUCGACUUGUUGAGAACAAUACAGCGAUAUACAUCUGGUGAAAUGAGUAAACUUCUCACACGACUGCCCUGUUUGUGCCCUAUUGAGAUUUUAGGCACACUUCCCAAAUGGCAACGGAACGUGCUUAGAAUGUAGUUUUUACAAUUUAUUGAUGCUGCAUAGGCGACACUGCGUUGAGUCAGAGGAUCCACAAAUCUGUGCAGUGUUCCAUAUGAACAUGUGUGAAAGGUUUCACACCCUUACUGCAGUGGUGUGGUUUCUUAAUGUUUAUAUCAGCCUUACAUGAAUGCGUGCAGUGUGGACCCACUGUUCACUUUCUUCUUUGGAGUCGAACGGUGAAACCUGCCAUUUAUUAGCAUGAUUUUCCAGGGCUGCUUUGUGGAUGAUGAAGAGGCAUUAGUGCGGUGUCCAGAUUUUGGCUUGAUUUAUGGCAGCAGACAGAGAUGUCUCUGUUCUGGUACUGCUGUCUCCCGACUUUGCCUCUGUUGUUCCUUUUGUCGGACACUCCCACGCCGUUUCUAUGCCGUGCGCAUAUUCUGUUAUGCGGAAGCCUCUGUGGACAUUGUGCUUCCUGGCGAACAAAGUUAUGGGACUCCUAACUCUUUUCUGCAUGUGAAUGCUGUGUUAGAACAGUAUUGUCUUGUUUUUACUUGAUGUAUUUCUUAUACUUUUUUAACUCCUCUUUUUCCAUUUUGCUUACUUUGCAAUGUUCUUAAUUGCACUGCAACCAAAAAAAUACAAGUACCUGUAAAAUGUGUGUUGUAAAGGGUUGGUUGGAAUUUUGAAUCUCGAAUGUUUCAAUUUGCCUUCUCUGAGUCCUUCAUGAACAUCAUAAACGGUACAGUGACUAAGGUCCCGUAGGGUAUUUGACCCCAUACUUUGGAAUCUUAUAAAACAAACCUGAAACCAGUACCAUGGUGAACAUCGUGGGGUCACGGGAUUGACCCGGAAGCACAAACAGCAUGUAGCUGCUCUGGCUUUGCUAUAUCAUCUCCUCUCUCCUUGAAGCAACAGCUUAUUUUGAUGUACCUUUCAGAAGGCAAAUAAUACAUAAAUGUGGCUAUCCACAGUAAUUCUUUCAUCCAAGGCUGUUUAAGUUGAUAAGGGAUAUUUUAUCUUCUACUAAAAGACAUUUUUCCAAAAGUAAAUAGACCUACCAAAAUUUGUGUUUGUGAUAAGGGUGAGGUGGACUAGACUGGGUGGGAUGGGAAUGGAUCAGAGCACAGUAUUGAGUGAAAAGCACAACUAAGGUAAAACAGGUUGAUGUGUUGCAUUUUUCAGGAAUGGGAUUUUCAUGUCAAUAAACCCAUUGCAAGCUUGUUGUACAGACAUACAGUAUACAUUACUCCCUCUGUUUCUGCCAACCUGAAAAAUGUUUAAUUCAGGUGAAAUGUUGUUUGACUGUGGUGCAUCCAGCAGCAAUUCAAACCUCUAAAUAAAGGGUUUCCUGAAA
Molecule: messenger RNA, 6436 nt
Organism: Scleropages formosus (Asian bonytongue)
Lineage: Eukaryota; Metazoa; Chordata; Actinopteri; Osteoglossiformes; Osteoglossidae
Gene: dclk1b
Product: doublecortin-like kinase 1b
Exons: 16
Coding region: 434-2674 (746 amino acids)
Biological process (GO): intracellular signal transduction; protein phosphorylation
Molecular function (GO): protein kinase activity; ATP binding
Source: RefSeq, a predicted model, not a curated record